AAUCCUACCCCAUUUAGAACCAGUCUUCUCUCUCAUCACCACACCAACCCUCUUUUUCUCUCUCUAAAAGUUUGAUAAGAAAAUGGGAAGACAACCAUGCUGUGACAAAGUUGGAUUGAAGAAAGGUCCAUGGACUUCUGAUGAAGACAAGAAACUUAUUAACUUCAUCCUUACCAAUGGCCAAUGCUGCUGGAGAGCUGUUCCAAAACUUGCAGGAUUAUUAAGAUGUGGUAAAAGUUGUAGACUCAGAUGGACUAAUUAUUUGAGGCCAGAUCUUAAAAGAGGACUUUUAUCUGAUUAUGAAGAGAAGAUGGUUAUUGAUCUUCAUUCUCAACUUGGAAACAGAUGGUCCAAGAUUGCUUCUCAUCUUCCAGGAAGAACAGAUAAUGAAAUCAAGAAUCAUUGGAAUACCCAUAUAAAGAAGAAACUAAAGAAAAUGGGAAUUGAUCCACUAACCCAUAAAUCUAUCUCCCCUGUUCCAGCAGUCAAUAAUGAUGAUCAUCAUCCACAGGAGGAGGAGGAGAAGAAAGAGAAAGAGGUGGAGGAGAUAUUUGAUCAAAUAUUACAGAUAGAUGAGAAUAACAAUGGAUUUUGCACAGACGAAGUGCCGAUGAUUGAGCCUCAUGAGAUUCAGGUGGUGGUGCCAGCGCCGGCACCGGUGCCGUCUUAUUCAUGUUCAUCAUCGCAAUCGGAUUCAAGUUUGUUGGAUAAUCUGGAAUUACCAUCUUUUGAAUGGCUACAAGGUGAUGAGUUUCUAUCAAAUUACGAUAUCAUGGAUUUCUGGGAUGAUGAUUUCACUAGCGGUUUGGAUUUGUUGAUUAAUGACGUUUAACUCCCUUUAAUCAUAUUUUUGAUGAGGGACACUUUUGUAAUUUCGUCUUUUUUUUACUGUGAAUAAGAUGAGAAGUCUGGCUCAAAAGAGCCCACAUCCUUUUUUUUCUAUUUUUUUUUUUUUUUUUUUUUACUUCUGACUAUUUCCUCAUUGUGUACUUUACUUUUAGAUUCACUUAUUGUAUAUGUUAAUAAUCUACCUUACAUUACCUUUUUAGAUCAUGCUUGUAAAGCUUAUAUAAAUAUAUUAAAAUACCAUGUUUAAGU
Messenger RNA from Impatiens glandulifera, 1098 nucleotides. RefSeq names its product transcription factor MYB20-like. The coding region runs from base 83 to 832 and encodes 249 amino acids. The transcript is spliced from 3 exons. The record is from RefSeq and is a predicted model, not a curated record. Lineage: Eukaryota; Viridiplantae; Streptophyta; Magnoliopsida; Ericales; Balsaminaceae.